Seminavis robusta is the source of this 1483-nucleotide messenger RNA. Lineage: Eukaryota; Bacillariophyta; Bacillariophyceae; Naviculales; Naviculaceae. The record is from the annotation of a GenBank genome assembly.
GGACAUCCCUGCAGUUUUGGGAGAGAAGCGACUUCGGAUGGUCUCUCGGUAGCAUCAUUUGCAUCAGACUCGACUCGGUAAAACACUCACAAUUUUUGAAAACUGUUUCGCUUCUUUGCAUUACCAGCUACUUUACCUCACUUUACUUUUACCAUCCACCUGAACCCCAGCAAGAUGAGCAGCGACAAACCGAAAGAGAGCACCGAAGAUGAAGAGAUGGGCGGUCGAGGGCCCUUAGAGACCUCCAACACAGAUCCUGAUCUGUCAGAGCUCUCCCAUUCCUGCCACUCGGAGUGUGCCAGGAGGACAUCGGAGAUCUCGGUCAGGAUGUCCCAACUUCGUGAGUCUCAACACAAACGUCGUGAUUCGUCCCAACACCAGCGACGUGAUUCUUCCCAACACCAACGACGCAGUUCUUCCAUGGGUUUCGCCGCUGCUGCCGCUAACGACCUGGAAACAUUCGAGCAAGAGAUGCCAGAACCAGGAGAAGUGAUCACCAUAUCCUCUUUGCAGGAUUACAACGGCGGCAAUGUCUACCAGAAGCUGGACUCCUUUAUCGCACAGCACGACUGUGUCAUGGUCAACCGCAGUUGGUGCCUCUUUUCCAUUGACGCCCUCGACUUUAUGACGCGUAUGGGGGUUGACGUAUAUUCCAUCGAAGUGGAUAAUCACCCACAUGGAGAAGCGAUUGUCAAGUACCUCAAGCAAAAGCUCGAACAUUCCACUUCUCCUUGGAUCUUUAUCAAGGGUGACUUUGUCGGUGGAUACGAAGAUGUCAAUACGCUUUACAGCAAGGGGACCCUUCAAAAGGACUACCUUAGCAAGCUUACCCAAGCGGAUCGCUGUGAACUGAUGGCCGCCAAGUCAACCACAAAACCACUCUUUUGGUUCCCCGUCACAGUCAACGCACAUGCUGUUCGGUCCACGGGAAUUGCCACCAGCCUGUUGGCCGCCACGGCGGCCAUUAUGGCACUCGUUGUACCUCCCGUAGGGCAGAUUAUUGCCUACUAUCUGGUCCUCGACUUUAUCCUUCGCAUCGUGGGCGGUGCUCGCUGGGCUCCCGUUGGAAUCAUUGCGGCCGUCCCCGUCAAGGUGUGGGAACCCAAGCCACGGUCCGGUCGUCCCAAACAAUUUGCCAGCAUGUGUGGAUUCAUGUUCUCCUUCCUCGGGUCCGUCUUUUACCUCAUUCCAUUCCCCUACCACGACUACAUUGGCUCGAUCUUUAUUGCCAUUCUCGCCAUUUGCUGUGGAAUGGAGGGAUUCUUGGACUUUUGUCUGGGAUGUGUCUUCUUCCGCAUAGGACUGCAGCUGGGGCUCAUUCCCAAGUAAGUGCCGUGUGGGUACCGUAGGAAACAAAGCACUACCAAAGGGAAGCAAUUCAGUCAGGGACUGGCUUUCUCCAUCAUCAGGCCUCCGCCUCCUCUACCUGGCUACUUUACAAAUCGAUUAGAUUGUAAUUCAAUAGCAACAGUUUCAUAAGAUC